AUGGGAAAGAAACUUAAAAGAAAGGAGCUCCAACAACCUCAACCUAAUAAGGUCAGAAAGCUGCGGAGCGACCGGAGUCCUGUAGAGCUCCAUGUACACAAUCUGCAAACUGGCUCCCGAUACCAAGACACGCUUUAUCACAGAGCCAUCAAGGGUCUGUGCUGCAAGCCGAAAGUGUGCGAGGGCUCCGUAUUGAAUCCAAAGUCUCUAACUCGCCCUCCUCCCGCUUCCCCUCCUUCAACCAAUAAGCUCAUCGCACAGGCAAUCGACUUCAUUAACGAGUACCACAAAUCCUUUAAAAGCUCUAAAAUAGACGAGCAUUUGGCCCGGGUUAAUGAGGUUGCUCAAGAGAUUGAUGUCACCGGAUCUUAUCAGCUCACUACUGAAGAGCUGGCGUUUGGAGCCAGGCAGGCUUGGAGGAAUGCACCCAGGUGCAUUGGCAGGAUCCAAUGGUCCAAUUUGCAGGUGUUUGAUGCACGGGAAUGCAGAACAGCAAAGGACAUGUUCCAGUUUCUGUGUGCUCAUCUUCAAUUUGCUUCUAAUGGAGGAAACCUAAGGUCAGCUAUUACCGUGUUUCCUCAAAGAACAGACAGACAGCAUGAUUUCCGAGUUUGGAACAGUCAACUCAUUCGAUACGCUGGCUAUCAGAUGGAGGACGGACAUAUUAUAGGAGACCCCGCUAACGUCGAAUUCACCGAGAUUUGUGUCCAACUUGGAUGGACACCAAAGUACGGGCCCUUUGAUGUUCUGCCACUGCUCCUGCAGGCCAACGGAGAAGAUCCUGAGCUGUACGAAAUUCCAGCAGAGUUGAUACUGGAGGUUCAAAUAGAGCAUCCAAGGUAUGAAUGGUUUAAAGACUUGAACCUGAGAUGGUAUGCUGUACCUGCAGUGUCCAACAUGUUGCUGGAGAUCGGGGGUCUUGAGUUCACAGCAUGCCCCUUUAAUGGCUGGUACAUGGGCACUGAGAUUGGUGUGAGGGACUUCUGCGAUUCUCAGCGCUACAACAUGCUGGAGAAAGUUGGACGCUGUAUGGGUUUAGAUACACACAAGCUGUCAUCACUGUGGAAGGAUGAGGCUCUGGUUGCCGUCAAUGUUGCUGUGAUUCACAGUUUUCAGAAAAACAAGGUGACAAUCACAGACCACCAUUCUGCCACCGAGUCCUUCAUGAAGCACAUGGAGACUGAAUUACGCCUUCGUGGUGGCUGUCCUGCUGACUGGAUCUGGCUGGUGCCUCCCAUGUCUGGUUCUCUGACCCCUGUGUUCCACCAGGAGAUGAUCAGCUACAUCCUGUCCCCCUUCUACUACUACCAGCCUGAUCCUUGGUUAACGCAUGUAUGGAAGGAUGAAAAGAAACAACUGAAGAAGCAAAGAAAAUUAAGCUUCAAAGGUCUGAUAAGGGCAGCGGUUUUCUCUCAAAUACUGAUGAAAUCUGUGUUAGUAAAGAGAGUCCCCUGCACCAUUCUCUACGCUACGGAAACAGGAAGAUCACAGACCUUUGCCAAAAAGCUCAAAUCAAUGCUCAGUUGUGCAUUUAACCCCAGGCUACUCUGCAUGGAGGACUAUAAUUUCCUGGACCUUGAGAAAGAGUGUCUCGUAAUGGUGGUGGCCAGCACAUUCGGUAGUGGGGACUCCCCAGGAAAUGGACAGAUAUUCAAGAAGCACCUUUUCAGCACAAAAAAACUCAAAAACAAAUUCCGGUACAGUGUUUUUGGCCUUGGCUCCCGCAUGUACCCGCAGUUUUGUGCGUUUGCCCAUGCUGUGGAUGAAAAGCUUGCGGAAUUGGGCGCCAAACGAGUGACUUCAAUAGGAGAAGGAGAUGAGCUCAACGGGCAGGAAGAGGCCUUCUCCAUCUGGGCUUGCACCAUGUUCAAGGCUGCAUGUGAGGAGUUUGGGAUUGAGAGUCCUGUCUUAUGGGCAGAGCAUCUAAAAGACAGCUGGGACCCACUAAGACACCGGGUGCAGCCUGACAGCAGCUCCUUUGAACGCAUAAGAGCUCUUUCUGCACUCCACUCUAAGACGGUGUUCAACAUGAAGCUAAAGAAAAGAAAGAAUCUACAAAGUUCACGAUCAAGCUGCUGUACUUUACUGGUUGAACUGGAAGUUGGGGAUAACAAAAAAGAGGCUUUGGACUAUGCUCCAGGUGACCAUGUAGGUGUUUUUCCUGGGAAUUCCCCUGAACUGGUGAGGGAGAUUCUGAAGCGCCUCCCUAAUGCCCCUCCCACCAAUCAGAGCAUCCAACUUGAAUACCUACCUGAGACCUGCUCUGCAAGCGCAAAAUGGAAAACAGAUUCACGAAUCCCAGCAUGCCCUCUUGCCAAGGCUUUUACAUACCUCUUGGACAUUACCACCCCACCUUCUCAAAGCUUCUUGCACAAGCUUUCACUGAUGGCUAAACAGGAGGAGGACCGGCAACGCCUGAUGACUCUUGCAAGGGACUUCAAGUGCUACUCAGAAUGGAAAGCAUUUAGUAUGCCCAAUUUCCUGGAGGUUCUCGAAGAGUUUCAUUCCCUGGAGCUUUCUGCAGCCUUCCUCCUCAGCCAGCUACCUCUCCUAAAGCCCCGCCUCUACUCUGUCAGCUCCUCCCCAGACCUCCACCCUCACGAGCUGCACCUCACCGUGUCAGUGGUCAACUACCGUACACAGGGUCCUCUGCAUCAUGGUGUCUGCAGCACAUGGCUUAACGCUCUCAAAGAGGGCCAACUGGUUCCCUGCUUUAUUCACAGAUCCAGCAGGUUCCACCUUCCACCAGAUCCAAGUUCUCCUACUAUGCUGAUUGGAGCAGGCAGUGGUAUUGCACCUUUCAGGAGUUUCUGGCAACAGCGCUUCCAUGACAUGAAAACAACAGGCCUGAAGGGCAUUCCAAUGACGCUGGUAUUUGGAUGUCAUGCAGUGGACAUGGAUCAUCUUUAUAAAGAUGAGGCUUUGGACAUGAGAGUAAAUGGCACGCUAAAAAGCAUCAUUCCAGCAUACUCCUGCCAGGCUGGGCUCCCCAAAGUGUAUGUUCAAGAUGUCUUGAAGAAGCAGCUUAGUGAAGAGGUUUGGCAGGUCUUGUACCAGAGCACUGGACAUCUUUAUGUAUGUGGUGGCAUGAGCAUGGCUCGAGAUGUUGCACACACUAUACAGGAGAUCCUGGGUAAUCGUUUGGGCAUAACCCUCAUCCAAGCUGGGGAAUAUCUGGAUCAAUUAAAGGUUGAGAACAGGUACCAUGAGGAAAUAUUCGGAGACUAACACAGCUUCAACGUCAACAUUCUAAAACUCGCCCUCUGAAGAACAGGAGCUACGGAAUAUUUAACAAAAUACUGCAAUGUUAACAUACCUGUAUUUCCAAACUUGUCUUUA
Messenger RNA from Silurus meridionalis, 3339 nucleotides. Its product is annotated as nitric oxide synthase, inducible-like. The transcript has 25 exons. NCBI's taxonomy places the organism in Eukaryota, Metazoa, Chordata, Actinopteri, Siluriformes, Siluridae. The coding region runs from base 1 to 3228 and encodes 1075 amino acids. Gene Ontology annotation, biological process: nitric oxide biosynthetic process. Gene Ontology annotation, molecular function: calmodulin binding; flavin adenine dinucleotide binding; nitric-oxide synthase activity. The record is from RefSeq and is a predicted model, not a curated record.